Messenger RNA from Schizosaccharomyces octosporus yFS286, 2098 nucleotides. Its product is annotated as NAD-dependent malic enzyme. Gene Ontology annotation, biological process: pyruvate metabolic process; malate metabolic process. Lineage: Eukaryota; Fungi; Ascomycota; Schizosaccharomycetes; Schizosaccharomycetales; Schizosaccharomycetaceae. The transcript has a single exon. Gene Ontology annotation, molecular function: malate dehydrogenase (decarboxylating) (NAD+) activity; NAD binding. Gene Ontology annotation, cellular component: mitochondrion. The record is from RefSeq and is a predicted model, not a curated record. Bases 269 to 1963 code for a protein of 564 amino acids.
ACCAUCAACGAAAAAAAAAAAAAAAAAAAACUCAACUAUGUAAAAAUUAUAUACACUUCCAAAUCACUCAUGCGUUUCAGCACAGCAUAAGACAGUGUAACAAACGAAAAGCCAGAGUUUUUGCGUAAGUUUUACACAAGCACCAUGGUUAUAUGGUAAUAUGUUAUGAGUGUCGUUUAUGACGCAGGCUUUUAUAUUUCAAUAUAUAAUAUUUGGAGAAGGACACUCAAAAAGCUGGUUUUUAUAAUUACAAUUUUGAGAAUUGAAUAUGAGUGUUCAAAAGAAGGCUAUCUCAUGUCCGUUAAAGGGUGUUGAACUGCUCCGAAAUGCUCGCUACAACAAGGGUACGGCGUUUACUAUAGCUGAGCGUAGCAAAUUCGGAUUAAAUUCCAAGCUCCCUCCUGUGGUAGAAACACUAGACCAACAAUUAAAACGUGCCUAUGACCAGUACGCAAGUCUAGGAGAUUCCUUGCAUAAACACAUUUUUUUGUCAGAUGUGUUUGAGACAAAUCAGACACUCUUUUAUGCAUUAAUCAGUCAUCAUUUACCAGAAAUGUAUCCAGUUAUCUAUACACCUACCGAAAGUCAAGCUAUCAAGAAAUAUUCUGAAAUAUACCGUUAUCCCAAUGGAUGCUACUUUGACAUUGAGCAUAAUGAUCCUAAGUAUUUGAAAGAACAACUGGCUGACUUUGGAAAUCCCGAUGAUAUCCAGUAUAUUGUAAUUACGGAUUCGGAGGGAAUCUUGGGCAUCGGUGACCAAGGUGUUGGAGGUAUUUUGAUUUCUACAGCAAAGGGUCACUUGAUGACUCUAUGCUCGGGGUUAGAUCCUAAUCGCUUUUUGCCGAUCGUUUUGGAUGUCGGUACAAACAACAAAGAUCAUCGACAGGACCCCAAAUACCUUGGAUUGAAUAAAGAUAGAGUGCAUGGAGAAGAGUACAGUCGCUUUUUGGAUAAUGUUAUCCAUAGCGUUAAAGAAAAGUUUCCUAACGCCUUUAUACAUUUUGAAGAUUUUGGACGCGUUGAUGCCAAACCAGUUCUCGAUCGUUACAGUCCCAAAUUGCCCUGCUUCAAUGAUGACAUUCAAGGCACCGGAGUUGUGACAUUGGCUGCUAUUUUCGCUGCUGUACGUCUUACGAAAAAUAAGUUGGGUGAUCAAACUUUUAUUAUUGUUGGUGCAGGCACAGCAGGUGUGGGUGUCGCUGAUCGUGUUGUUUCUAGCAUGGUUAAAGAAGGGAUGAAGGUAGAAGAUGCUCGACAAAGGAUCUAUCUUUUGGAUAAAGACGGUUUACUUUUGGAUAAAAAUGCUGAUAGUGCGACGGAUGGACAGAAGCCGUAUUUGAAGAAAGCGUCAGACUUUUCCGAGGAAUCAUCUUCAGGACAAGUAGAUCUAGAGUCAACAGUUGCGAAAGUUCAUCCAACGGUUCUUUUGGGUGUCUCUGGUCAAGGAGGAAUAUUUACUGAAAGUAUUGUACGGGAAAUGAGCAAGCAUACCGAUCAACCCAUUAUAUUUCCUUUAUCAAAUCCCACAGAUCUGAUGGAAGCGAAACCAAGUGAUCUCAACGAAUGGACAGAUGGAAAGGCCUUAAUUGCUACGGGAUCGCCAGUUCCACCUGUAAAGCGCAAUGGCAGGGAUUAUUAUAUUUCUCAGUGUAACAACGCUUUUAUCUUUCCAUCUGUUGGGGUUGCGGCUGUCUUAUCCGAAUGUAAGAGACUGUCGGAGGAAAUGCUUUUAGCUGCGGCAGAUGGUUUGGCUAGUACCCCAAAAGAUUAUUUCGCUUCUGAGGAUUCUCUAUUGCCAGAUCUUGGUCAUGUUAGAGAGGUGUCUCGUCAUGUGAAGUUUGCAAUCUUAAAGCAAGCACUAGCUGAGAAUAACUGUGCAGAUCAUGUUCCUCGUGAUGAAAAGGCUUUGCGUGAGUGGAUUGAGAAAAAUGAAUGGUAUGCCGAAUAUAAAGACUACGCAUAGAAGGUCAUUUUUAUGUAUUUUAUGAAGAGCAAGUACGGAAGAAAUCUUCAAGUGUUUAACACAUAAGGUGAUUAUUCUACUUGCAAUUGUUUACGAUUAAGAAAAAUGAAUGAAUGUUAUUAUGCGAUUCCCUGA